AUGGGCAAGCGCAAGAAGUCUUCGAGGAAGCCCGAGGGCCCCAGGAAGGCCGACCCUCUUCCCACGACCUUCACCUGCCUCUUUUGCAACCACGAGAAAUCGGUAACAGUCAAGCUCGACAGGAAGGCCGGCGUAGGCCAACUUGAUUGCCGCGUGUGCGGGCAGAAAUUCCAGUGCGCAGUUAAUUACUUGUCCGCUGCCGUUGACGUCUAUGGGGAGUGGGUUGAUGCUGCAGAUGCUGUCGCCAAGGAAGACACAGGUAAAACCGGACACGGAGGUUUGGCAAGUAUAUCCGGCUCCUCGAAACGCGAUUACCGGAGUGGAAGACCCGCAGCCGGCGAAAGCGACGACGGACAUCACGCAGCCGGCGUCGCAGCUGCAGACGACGAGCUUUACUGA
Hirsutella rhossiliensis is the source of this 399-nucleotide messenger RNA. RefSeq names its product transcription elongation factor elf1 like domain-containing protein. Gene Ontology annotation, biological process: transcription elongation by RNA polymerase II. Lineage: Eukaryota; Fungi; Ascomycota; Sordariomycetes; Hypocreales; Ophiocordycipitaceae. Bases 1 to 399 code for a protein of 132 amino acids. The transcript has 4 exons. Gene Ontology annotation, cellular component: transcription elongation factor complex. The record is from RefSeq and is a predicted model, not a curated record. Gene Ontology annotation, molecular function: RNA polymerase II complex binding.